Molecule: messenger RNA, 639 nt
Organism: Knipowitschia caucasica
Lineage: Eukaryota; Metazoa; Chordata; Actinopteri; Gobiiformes; Gobiidae
Source: the annotation of a GenBank genome assembly
AUGAGUAAAAAGGACAAUGGUGCGUCUGUGAUCCUUGCUUAUCUGAACGAGAAGAACCGGCCGUACAGCGCUCAGGAUGUGUUUUGCAACCUACAGAAACAACACGGUCUGGGCAAAACAGCGGUGGUCAAAGCCAUGGAGCUACUCGCUGUUGAAGGGAAGAUCAAAGAGAAAAUGUACGGCAAACAGAAGAUAUACUUUGCAGAUCAGGGGCAAUUCAAAGAUGUUAGUGACGAAGACCUGAAGGGGAUGGACGCUCAGAUCACGAAGCUCAACGCAGAGCUACAGACACUCACACAAAACUGCAGACAAUUAGACUCAGAAUUAAAAGAACUGAACAACUCCCUGACGACUGAGGACAUCACCAAAGAGAUCAAGCUGCUGAAGGAAGAGUGCUCCGGGUUCAAAACAAGACUGGAGAAGAUCAAGUCUGCUACGAACCACGUCACACCAGAGGAGAAGGAAAAGGUUUACAAAGAGAGAAGUCUGUUUGUCAAAGAGUGGAAGAAGAGGAAGAGACUGGCGUCUGAUAUGAUGAACUCUAUUCUUGAGGGUUACCCAAAAAGCAAAAGAGAGUUUCUGGAGGAGGUCGGCGUGGAGACGGACGAGGAUUAUAAAGUCAUCAUCCCAACUAUUUAA